AUGUGGAAAUUUUUUAAGAGCCUUCAGGUUAUUGAUCCACACACCCGUGAAUAUGUUGAGAGGCUUAGGGAUGAGCCAAUGUUCCUAAUUCUUGCUCGGAAUGUCCAGGAAUAUCUAGAACAGGUUGGGGACAAUAAGGGUGCUGCAAAGGUCGAGGAGGAACAGUCUGUAGAGGAACCAAAAGCUAAUGAUGAAAGAGGGAGGCCACCUGCAUUUGUUUCAACUCCUGAGCUGUAUGGAGAUGAGAGGACUAGGUCUCGUGCAAUGCUGUGUGAUAUAUACCACCAUGCUAUCCUGGACAAAUUUUCAACAUCCCAUGACUUGUUGCUCAUGAGUCAUCUGCAGGAUAAUGUUCAACACAUGGUGAAGGAAUUACAUGCUCAAGGUUUUGCACAAAGUCGAUAUGAGAUACGCUAG
Messenger RNA from Fraxinus pennsylvanica, 417 nucleotides. NCBI's taxonomy places the organism in Eukaryota, Viridiplantae, Streptophyta, Magnoliopsida, Lamiales, Oleaceae. The record is from the annotation of a GenBank genome assembly.